UAAAUAAAAAUAUAUACAAAAUGUUUAAAAUUUUGUUGGUUUGCUUGUUCGCUGUAUUAGCCUGCGCUAUGGCUAAACCAGCUGUAGUAGCUGCUCCGUUGAUCGCUUCACCGUACACAGCAGCCUAUACAGCUGCUUAUACAGCUCCAGUUGUUGCUGCCGCUCCUUAUACAGCCGCCUAUACAGCCCCUGUAGCCGCCGCUGCUUAUACUUACCCUUAUGCUGCAGCUUACUCGGCCUAUACAGCUUAUCCAUACUUCCGUUAAGUUUGCUAAAAAACGCAGUUGCAAGGAUCUGACCGGACUGAACAACAGGCUUAGCGAACAAGAUUUAUUAUUUCGAAAAAAAUAAUGAAAUA
This is a messenger RNA of Glossina fuscipes, 358 nucleotides long. Its product is annotated as cuticle protein 19.8-like. The record is from RefSeq and is a predicted model, not a curated record. NCBI's taxonomy places the organism in Eukaryota, Metazoa, Arthropoda, Insecta, Diptera, Glossinidae. The transcript is spliced from 2 exons. Bases 21 to 266 code for a protein of 81 amino acids.